Messenger RNA from Pelobates fuscus (common spadefoot toad), 759 nucleotides. Its product is annotated as vomeronasal type-2 receptor 26-like. Gene Ontology annotation, cellular component: plasma membrane. The record is from RefSeq and is a predicted model, not a curated record. Gene Ontology annotation, molecular function: G protein-coupled receptor activity. The transcript is spliced from 2 exons. The coding region runs from base 1 to 759 and encodes 252 amino acids. NCBI's taxonomy places the organism in Eukaryota, Metazoa, Chordata, Amphibia, Anura, Pelobatidae. Gene Ontology annotation, biological process: G protein-coupled receptor signaling pathway.
AUGUCAUCUCAGGAGGCUUCUUUCACUUUGCAAGUAAACACUCCAAUUGUAAAAGCAAAUAACCGGAGCCUCAGUUUCCUCCUAUUAGUCUCCAUCAUGUUGAGCUUUCUUUGUGUGUUUCUUUUCCUCGGCCGUCCUGUGGAUAUAACAUGCAAGUUGCGUCAAACCUCUUUUAGCAUCAUAUUCUCCAUUUCUGUAUCAUCAGUCCUGGCCAAAACUGUAACGGUUUGCAUUGCAUUCAAAGCCACCAAACCCGACAGCUACUGGAGAAAAUGGGUGGGGAUCAGAUUGUCUAACUUUAUAGUCCUGACUUGCUCUUCUGUCCAAAUUCUGAUUAAUGGUAUUUGGCUCUCCACUUCUCCUCCAUUUCAGGAUUUUGACAUGUACUCUAACUCUUGGGAAAUCAUUGUUCAGUGUAAUGAAGGUUCGCUCAUAGCCUUCUAUUCGGUGUUGGGUUAUAUGGGGAUUUUGGCCGCUGUGAGUUUUGUUCUUGCUUUUAUGGUCAGGACCUUGCCAGACAGCUUUAAUGAAGCCAAGUACAUUGCCUUCAGCAUGCUGGUGUUCUGCAGUGUAUGGAUUGCAAUGAUCCCAGCCUAUCUGAGCACCAAAGGGAAAUACAUGGUGGCUGUGGAGAUCUUUGCCAUAUUGGCAUCCAGUGCUGGAUUGCUAAGCUGUUUAUUUUUUCCCAAAUGUUACAUUAUGCUGAUUAAACCAGAGAAGAACACUAGAAAACAAAUACUAGAGAAAAUAAAUUUGUAA